AUGGCCUCGGCUGGUGAAGGCGGCAAGCCGGCUUUGCAGAAGCGGUCGGUUGUCUCCUCCUUUCUUUACAAGUUCGUCGACGAGAACGGCGAGCGCAAGGCCAAGGUCGCUCUGUUCAAGCGGAGUGGUCAAGUGCGUACGUAUCAGCAUCGCUGGGCAGUGGUAUCUGGCAGCAUUGACCCCGAAGAUCCUUCGCCUCAAGCGGCAGCCUGGAGAGAGAUUCAUGAAGAGACAACGUUGACACCGUCUUCCCUUGAGCUCAUGCGCCAGGGCAAGAGCUAUGUCCUGCCUGAUGAAUCUAUCGGCAGAGAGUGGACUAUCUACCCCUUCGCCUUCCGGCUGAAGGAGAAGGGCGAGGGUGGCAAGGGCGAGAAAGCGAUCCAACUGGACUGGGAACAUGACAGUUGGGCAUGGUAUGACCCUUUCGAGGUUGAGGAUUCAGAAAGAUUUGGCGCUGUGCCGCGCCUUGCUGAGAGCUUGCGCCGGGUCUGGUUCGAAAAGGAUCUAGGUCUCGAAGCCGGUGCUGUGCUCACGAGCGGGCUUGAAAGACUCAAGAAUGACCACCAUUCUGGUGCACGGCAGCUAGCCGGCAAUGCCCUCGAGAUUUUGCGCGAUAUUGUCGCCAAGAUGGACACGCACCAGCCAUCUGAGCAGUGGUGGACUCGAGUUCGAUUUGCCUCGUGGCAUAUUUGGAAGAAUGGCCGUGAAUCAAUGGGGGCAGCUGUGCUGAGUGCCUUGCUGUCUGCUCUGAGUGGCAUCGAGAGAAGGAUCCGACAGCUUCAAGACAAACCAGUGGUUCAAUGGAAAGACGCUGCGGUCGAAGAGCUAGAUCGUGUGAUCGUUUCCAGGCAAGACGCGGCCAGGGCGAUUUCCACUACCUUCGCCAACUUCUUGAAAGAGCAAAUGAUAACCAAGCCUGGGCGGGCUCGGCCGGUCAAAGUGCUAACCCUCUCUGAGAGCUCCACAAUCACGUGUGCGCUCCGCGAGGCCAUCGCAAAUACUGAAAUAUCACUGGAUUUGCGCAUCCUGGAGUCACGGCCACUGUUUGAGGGCGUGUCUCUCGCCAGCAGUCUGGCAAGACCAGUACGUCCACCUCAAGCGUCGACAAAGGAGCCCACGAGCGAUGCUGGGCAACCUCACAAAGACACCGCCCCGAAACUUGCGUGCACGCUGUUUACGGAUGCGUCUUCGGCCCUUGCUUCGGAUGAUGUGGACAUUGUCCUGAUAGGUGCGGAUAGGAUCGCGGAGACGGGAGCAGUCAGCAACAAGACAGGCUCACUGCCUGCGAUCCUCAGCGCUAAGCAUGUCUCGCCAAAAGCAAAGAUAGUUAUCGUAAGCGAGACGGAAAAGGUCGCAACGCCAGGGGCUGCAGCGGCCCAUGUUGUGGAAAACAAUAACCCCGCUCAGCUGAUGCACGCUUGGACGGCGGGCUUCAAUAGCGAGAGAAUCAGAAAUGCCGCGGGUACAAUACCCUCUGGCGCUGGUGGUGAUACCGUGCAUCCUUCUGCAUAUGGUACACAUCAUGACUCCUACAAUGGUAGCAACGAUGUGGUCGAAGUACACGUUCGCAACGUGUUCUUCGAGUGGGUACCCCCAGAUCUUGUCGAUGUCUACAUCACUGAGCGAGGCCAGUUGACAGUGGCAGACAUAGCAAAGCACUCUGAGACACUGGGCACUGAAGAGGAAAGAUUCUUCCGGGAUAUCUGA
Molecule: messenger RNA, 1707 nt
Organism: Diaporthe citri
Lineage: Eukaryota; Fungi; Ascomycota; Sordariomycetes; Diaporthales; Diaporthaceae
Exons: 3
Coding region: 1-1707 (568 amino acids)
Molecular function (GO): S-methyl-5-thioribose-1-phosphate isomerase activity
Source: RefSeq, a predicted model, not a curated record